AUGCGCGGCUGCUGCUCCCACGCCUCGAGUGGUUCGUCCGAGGAGGACCCCACGGCGGCGGGCUCGACCUCGACGAGCCGGGAUUCCCACCGGGGUGGGGCCGACGAGGACGCCCCGGUGAUUUCCUUCCCCGCCAUCGCGGAGGCGUGUGUGGAGUUGGGGCUCUGCUGCCCCGUCACCGGCCGCCCCUGCCCGCGCUGGGAGGCUGCCGAGCUGAAGGCGCGCUACCGCGACCUCGUCCGGGUGAACCACCCCGAUGUCAACGGCGGCGACCACCAAACGAUGGAGCGGAUCAACCUCGCGUACGCGCGGCUGAGCGCGCUCGGGGGGGCCGAGCAGGCGGGCUUCGCGCGGUGGAUCGCGGAGGAGGGCGAGGGCGGCUACGACGGCUACGUCGCGCGGCGGCGGUGGACGACCGCGACGCGCGGCCCACGUCUCUCCGCGGAUACGAUGCAGCUCGUCGGCGCGGGGCUCUCCUUGACGGUGGUGUGGGGCGCGGCGUGGGGGGUCCUCUCCCUUUUUAGCCCCACCCAGGCCACGGGGCCGACCUCGACCUCGACCUCAGCCUCAGGGUCAGGCGCGGGAGAGGGAAAGGGAAAGGGAUCGGCCUCUGGCCCAGCCUCGCUACGCCAACGUGGGCCGGCCUCCGGCUCCGGCCGUGGCCUGUCAUGGGUUGCCACCGCCACGCCCCGGCUCGCGUUGGUGCUGCGCCCCCUGACGCGAAUCGCGAUGGUGUUGUUUUCGAAGUACCUUCGCGGGGUCGUCGCGCUGCUCGCGGUGGGCUCCGUCCUGCGGAACGUGUUCCCACGGGUUGUGGUGUGA
Phytomonas sp. EM1 is the source of this 822-nucleotide messenger RNA. The record is from the annotation of a GenBank genome assembly. Lineage: Eukaryota; Euglenozoa; Kinetoplastea; Trypanosomatida; Trypanosomatidae.